Molecule: messenger RNA, 727 nt
Organism: Durio zibethinus
Lineage: Eukaryota; Viridiplantae; Streptophyta; Magnoliopsida; Malvales; Malvaceae
Source: RefSeq, a predicted model, not a curated record
AUGACAGAACUCCAGAAAAUUACCAAUUUCUCUGCUCAUCCUUUUCCUCUUGGCAAAUCCAACCUCCUUUCACGCUAUGCUCGAAAUGAAUUCAACCCACAUUCCAAAGCCACCAUAGGAGUUGAGUUUCAGACCCAAAGCAUGGAAAUCGAUGGUAAGGAAGUUAAAGCUCAGAUUUGGGAUACCGCUGGUCAAGAAAGGUUUCGUGCUGUCACUUCUGCUUAUUACAGAGGCGCUGUUGGUGCUCUUAUUGUUUAUGAUAUUAGCAGAAGAACUACCUUUGAUAGUGUCGGUCGUUGGCUUGAUGAACUCAAGACUCAUUCCGAUACGACAGUAGCAAGGAUGCUGGUUGGCAACAAAUGCGACUUGGAAACUAUCAGGGAUGUGAGUGUUGAAGAAGGCAAAAGCCUCGCUGAAGCAGAAGGGUUGUUCUUCAUGGAGACAUCUGCUUUAGAUUCAACAAAUGUCAAGAAGGCAUUCGAGAUCGUUAUACAAGAGAUUUACUACAAUGUCAGCAGGAAGGUCUUGAACUCAGACACUUACAAAGCCGAAUUAACUGUCAAUCGGGUAACCCUUACUAAAAGUGAAACCGAUGAAUCGAAGCAAACCCAAACUUUUUCUUGCUGUUCCAGGUGAUCUCGUUCGUUCAGAAAGUGUACCAGUUGAGGCCUUCCCAUGGUUUGUCAAAUUCAAUUUGUUUGGUUGAAAUGUUUGUUUUCUUGUUUUC